Messenger RNA from Paramecium tetraurelia, 975 nucleotides. RefSeq lists its product as uncharacterized. Lineage: Eukaryota; Ciliophora; Oligohymenophorea; Peniculida; Parameciidae. The transcript has 4 exons. The record is from RefSeq and is a predicted model, not a curated record.
AUGGGAUAGUUAUACAGCUUUGUUCAAGAUAAUAAAAAAAUUGUUGGCAUAACUGCAGUUGCAGCUUUAGGGGCAACAGCGACAGUGGUUUAUAAUAAGAGAAAACAAUAUUUAAGUUAGAGUGAUAUUUUUAAAACACCAAAACAACUUGAUGAUGAAUAUUUUCCUGCUAAAAGACCAGCAUAUUAUUAUGAAGACAGAGAAGAUACUUUAAAUACAAGAAUAACGAGACCAGGAAAAAUAGAUCAAAUUAUUGAUUCUAUUAAUGUUAACUAUAUCCCAAAUUCUGAAUGCUUAGAACCCUAAACAAUUGUUGACAUACUCUAAAAUACCAUAGAACUAGCAGGAGAUGAGUUUAUUCGAAUGACACAAAAAAAUAGGACUUAAAGAAGAUAAUUUAAAGAAAAUUAAAAAUUAAAUUAAUACCGAUACUAAAUUAUUAAAUAUAAUGAAGACUUAGAAGAACUAUUAGAAAAGGCAUAAGCAGAGUUAUUAACUAGAUUAGAUAUUAAUAAAAAUAUUUUUGAAGAAAGCAUGCUAGUUCUAAUGGAAAGAGGGUUUUUUCAAUAAUUAUAUAUGUUAUAAGCAAGUGUCAAAUAAAAAAUAAAAGAAAAAAUACCCUCGAAAAAAGAUUUAUCUCUAAAAUAAAUUAAAGAAAUCAUAAAGUUCAAUAUUAGAAUAUUGAAAGAGCAGCCAGAUCCUUUUAAAAGUAUUAUUUCUUUUAUGAUUAAUAAGCAAGAUUAAAAAGAUUAUAUUCCUAAUGUAAUAAGUUUGUUGGUUCAGGAUUUUAUCUAUUAAAAAUAUAAGAUUGAGGAAGAAGAUCAAAUAAGAAAUAUUUCUAAACCAGAAUGUAUGGGUGAUCCUGAAAUUCUGCACCUAUUGGGUGAGAUAGAAAAUACCAUGUAAGAAUUGAUGCAAGAUUUGGGAUUAGGAGGAUUAGAUUCUAUUCCAGAUAAUUUUGAAAAUUUUGCGUGA